AUGCCCAGACUGAGCGUCCCGUCAGAGCACGUGCCUCCGCCAGGCUCUAAUUGCUCUGUCGCCAGGAUGAAAUUUGCGAAGGAGCUAGAACAGGAGUUGGUUCCGGAAUGGCGUGCUAAGUACCUGAACUACAAGGCAAGUCAAAAUACUACUUGGGCUCCGGAGUCUCGGAGUAAUUACCAGCCUCUCACCUUCCGUCGCGCCGCCACUGGGCUAGGGGACCAACCGUUUUCCUACCCUCGAAGUCCCUUCCGCUCGUCCACGGUAAGGUCUAACCCGAAUCUUCCAUCGAUAUCACAGUCGAGUCCCACCGGAAAAGCAGAGCGGCAGCCCUUGAAGUCACCGAGAACACGAUUCCCAGGAUCACACGGGAGCUAUGGCAGCAUCGGUCCUACACCGCCGUCUGACAAUCCUCAGGCGUCGGAUCUCGCCUCCUUGAAAUUGCCUGAUCCGGCUAUAGAUCCCAGUGAAGCUCCUGUUUUGGCAGGACAGAAUUUUCUCCUGGAAAGGGAUAGAAAAGGCCAUUCUCCUGUUAUCUUCAGACAGGACGCUGUGGAUACUGGUAGCGGUAGUCCAGCUAACCAGAGGUCUUCUACUUGGAGCAUCGGCAGCUCUGCUGCCUCAAGGCAUGGCACCGUGCAGGGAACACCCAGUCUUAGGAGGAGGCCCUCGUUUCUCAAGAGGGUCUUCUCUAUCCCGGAGUGCGAGUCCCCGGGGAGAAAUUCUCAAGGCGAGCAGCUGUCCGAGGUUGAACAGCGGCAGGAUGAGUUCUUUGCUUUCUUGGAUAGCGAGCUAUCUAAGAUUGAAUCUUUUUACAAGACCAAGGAAACUGAAGCCACAGACCGCUUGAAGACUCUCCGGCAACAGCUGCACAUUAUGGGAGAUCAAAGAAUCCAGGAAGUUCUGGCAGCCAAGAAUGCGUUCGCUGCCAAUGGUAAAGGCAAAAAUCAGGCAAAUGGCUCUGGUGGAGGAGAUAAUGGCACAAUAUUGAAAAAUCCUAUCAAGGGGCGAGGACACAUUGGGAAGAAUUCAGAAGCCUUACCGCACCUGGCGUCACCUGCAGCUCUCCAGCCACAUGAUGCGGAAUCUGUCACUCUUCGAAGGGACUUUAUGCGACGACCAGAACCGGCGCAGACCAACGAGGUCCCUUACCGCACGGCUAAGAGAAAACUGAAGCUGGCCCUACAAGAAUUUUAUCGUGGCCUGGAACUCUUGAAAUCCUAUGCCUACCUGAACCGGACUGCUUUUCGAAAGAUCAAUAAGAAAUACGACAAGGUUACGAACUCCCGCCCUACUAUGCGGUAUAUGUCCGAGAAGGUCAACAAGGCUUGGUUUGUCCAGAGUGACAUCGUCGAUAGCCUCAUGGUCACCGUAGAAGACCUAUAUACUCGUUAUUUUGAGCGUGGAAACCAUAAGAUUGCUGUUUCGAAACUCCGCCACACGGGGCUCAAGCCCGGAGACUAUUCUCCCAACACAUUUCGUGUUGGUCUUCUACUGAUGGGGGGUAUACUUUUUGGUAUUCAGGCCCUGGUCUACGCGGCACAGCACUUGCGUCAUCCAGAUCCUGCGGUCAAGAGCAAAACAAGUUAUUUACUUCAGAUCUACGGUGGCUUCUUUCUUGUGAUAUUUCACUUUCUACUCUUUUGUCUUGAUUGCAUGAUAUGGACAAGAUCUAAAAUUAAUUACGUUUUUGUUUUUGAGUUUGACACAAGGCACGCGUUAGAUUGGCGUCAAUUAUUGGAGAUACCAUCGAUUUUCUUCUUUCUAUUAGGAUUAUUUAUGUGGCUCAAUUUUUCUUGGAUUAAUAAGAUGUAUAUCUACUGGCCAGUUGUACUUGUGGCAGAAUACCUUAUCAUUAUGUUUCUUCCAGUGAGGGUGUUCUAUCACCGGAGUCGACAAUGGUGGCUGUACUCUAAUUGGCGUCUUCUGUUAGCAGGGCUCUAUCCAGUUGAGUUCCGUGACUUCUUCUUGGGGGACAUGUACUGCUCUCAAACAUAUUCUAUGGGGAAUAUCGCUCUCUUCUUCUGUCUCUACGCAAAACACUGGGGAUUUCCAGAGCAAUGCAAUUCAUCCCAUUCCAGGCUGCUGGGAUUCUUCACCUGCCUUCCAUCUAUUUGGCGAGCAUUUCAAUGUCUCCGUCGAUUCGCAGAUACGAAGAGCGCGUUCCCUCACCUUCUCAACUUUGUGAAGUACAUCUGCGGUGUUUUGUACUAUCUCACUCUGAGCCUGUAUCGCAUCGACAAGGUGCCACGAUAUUUAGCUGUGUUCAUUAUAUUUGCACUGCUAAAUGCCAUAUAUACAUCCAUCUGGGAUCUUGUUAUGGAUUGGAGUUUGUGCAAUCCCUACGCCAAACGACGGUUCCUACGCGAGAUGCUGGCUUUUCGCAACUGGUGGGUGUACUACGUGGCCAUGGUCUUGGAUGUCAUCAUACGUUUCAACUGGAUUUUCUAUGCUAUAUUCACUAGAGAGGUACAACAUUCCGCCAUCCUCAGCUUCUUUGUCUCGUUCUCUGAGGUCUGUCGGAGAGGUAUGUGGUCAAUAUUCCGGGUAGAGAACGAACAUUGCACGAACGUCCUUCUUUACCGAGCGUCGCGGGAUUUGCCCCUGCCAUAUGAAAUUCCGUCUCAGGCACCUCAUACCACUCCUUCCCAAAAUGGUCUCCAGUCGCAAGAUGUACAACUCGAGAGUCAGCCAGCGGCAUCACCGUUUGUUGCUUCAGGUGAGCUUGAGCAAGGACCGCCUUCAUCCGGGAGACAAACUACUCGAGCUCGACGCCCAUCGUUGGCAGAAGGCAUGUCACGUGUUGGAACAAUGAUGGCUACUGCCCAUGCUCAAGAUUUCCAGCGCAGAAAGAACCCGGAUCCUGUAUCCGGUGGCAGUCCCUUGCAACAGGAACAGGGUGAUGAUUCCCAUGACGACUCCAGUGACGGGUAAAGGUCAAAACCGGCCAUGUUGGAUGCUCCUUGCUUGCGUUCGGUAACGCAAGGGACCGGAAUUCCCCAUCAACUUGGAAAUGGCCGUCGAGUCAACAGCUGAGGAACUGCCAAAAAUCUCUUCUCUAUCUCCCCCCUUGACUUGCUUCCCCAGGUACUUGACAAGUUCAUCGGGCCGCUCCCGUUUCACAUCAUCCUCGAACACCCAAGGCGACCAUUUUUCGUCACCGAUGAGCAACUGAUGGAGUUUGGCAUCGAAAUCGUUCAUGGAGUUACCGAUCUUUACAUAUGUCUAGAUAGAAUUAGGAGUAUGGUUAGCAGGUAUAACUCACAUGGCUAACUAGAAGCAUGCUUUACUUACAGUUUGAUUACGAAAGCGAGUCACUCUAAGGUUCGAAUCCAGCCUAUUUCCCAAGAAUAUACUGCCCAUGUACGCCUGAAGUUGCUUUUUUGUGGCCGUACGCAGGUCGGCAGCUGUCCCCGUGAAGUUGAAUUGCAUCUUGCGGAUGAGUGGAUGCGUUGGGAAUUUUUUAAACCCAGCUGCCGCAACUUUACGAAAGUAAUGAUGCACCUUUUCUGUUGGGUCAUCAGGACGCGGACAACUCGGCACAAAAAAAUCGGGGCAGUCAGCCUUGCCGUAGCGACGUAUCUCAAAUCUAAGCUCCUCCCACAUGGUCGCAAUUGAAGCCAAUUGAGUUGGCAUUGAUGGAGACUGGCUGGAGGAGAGCCUUUAGAGGGUUGAUAAUGGGGAUUGUUGUGGGAAUGGAGAUGGUAUUGCAUUCUGGGGGACUUGAAAAUAUUUAUAUCCAGGGGAUAAUAAUAGAAUAUGGAGGACUCCAUGAAGUGUAGAGAACUCCAUGAAGAGUGUGGAAAACACCAUUAUAGAAGGUCCUCACAGGCAUUCAUGGAGAAUCCCAUUAGGGGUGAAGAGAGCCCUUUAACCCUUUUAUCUUUUAUAGGGCUCUUAAAGCUUGUAAGGAUGAAAUAUACUGUCAAGUUAGUGUGAAGCUGGGUAUCCAGG
Molecule: messenger RNA, 3954 nt
Organism: Monascus purpureus
Lineage: Eukaryota; Fungi; Ascomycota; Eurotiomycetes; Eurotiales; Aspergillaceae
Source: the annotation of a GenBank genome assembly